This is a messenger RNA of Australozyma saopauloensis, 564 nucleotides long. RefSeq lists its product as uncharacterized. The transcript has a single exon. Gene Ontology annotation, cellular component: TRC complex. The coding region runs from base 1 to 564 and encodes 187 amino acids. The record is from RefSeq and is a predicted model, not a curated record. Lineage: Eukaryota; Fungi; Ascomycota; Pichiomycetes; Serinales; Metschnikowiaceae. Gene Ontology annotation, biological process: post-translational protein targeting to endoplasmic reticulum membrane.
AUGGAUUCGGCAAUUGAUAAAAUCCACAACGAAACAACAUCAAGCACUUCCACUGCAAGCAAAGACUCUCUCUUGCAGCAACUCAAGGAGCUCGAGCUGUUUGAAGGCUCUCCUGUGACCUUACCAUAUGUAAAUUCCCUGGUGGCAUGGAAAAUCGGUAACUUAGCAAUGGAUGCUGCGCAAAAAUUGCAAUCUCCCGUUGUUAUAGAUAUCUCUUCCAUCAGCGGCCAGGUUUACUUCCAUGCCGUAUCAAAAGAUGGUACCAGUAUCGAUAACGACAAUUGGGUGAGUAGAAAGAAGAGAACCGUCUUUCGGUUCGGCAAAUCCUCGUACUUCAUUGGUCGUAAACUUGCCAUAAAAAGUGCGGGAAAGUCUGUUGAAGAGGCCCUUUUCGUCGAUAGUAAAGAGUACGCUACCCAUGGAGGCUCGGUCCCAAUCCGUAUUAGUAACGUCGAUGGCGUAUGGGGAGCUCUCACUGUGAGCGGAUUGGCUCAGCAGGACGACCAUAAAUUUGCCUUGGACAUCUUAAUGAGCAUCAAGAAGAUUCUAGAGGAAGAAGGUUAG